Messenger RNA from Gambusia affinis (western mosquitofish), 2379 nucleotides. It is a transcript of the gene slc61a1, whose product is annotated as major facilitator superfamily domain containing 5. The transcript has 2 exons. Gene Ontology annotation, biological process: molybdate ion transport. NCBI's taxonomy places the organism in Eukaryota, Metazoa, Chordata, Actinopteri, Cyprinodontiformes, Poeciliidae. The record is from RefSeq and is a predicted model, not a curated record. Gene Ontology annotation, molecular function: molybdate ion transmembrane transporter activity. Bases 234 to 1682 code for a protein of 482 amino acids. Gene Ontology annotation, cellular component: membrane.
AUCUGCUGGUGACAUAAAACAAACAUUGGAUCCAGGAAGAGAAGGAUGUGUUUGCUAAUGUAUACUUGCUACAAUCCUAGACUAUUGCUGAGUUGUGUAGUGUUAGUCAUUACUAAAUUGUACAUUUAAUAUGGGACCGGUGUUAACCGAUAUGUUCCAGAAGAGCAGGAGGAAAAUAAAUGGGAAAGUUGCAACUCCGUUUUGACUAACUGUAUUCAGUACUACUACUCAAGAUGUUGGUGACUGCUUACUUUGCGAUAAUUGUCCUGCUGGCCCUGUGUGUUGGCUUGGAGUUCACAGCACGCCGCCUCACACCACCUCAGUCCACUCCCACUGCUGUUGCGAACCCGGCUUUCCGUCGAUUCCAGAGCAUAUUUCUGCGGGCAUACCUCCUGGCCUUGUGGGCAGACUGGCUCCAGGGUCCUUACCUCUACAAACUGUACCGCCACUACAGCUUCCUGGAAUCUCAAAUAGCUAUUUUAUACGUUUGCGGACUGGCCUCCUGCGUCCUGUUUGCUCCGUUUUCGGGCUGGCUGCCUCAGGUCCUGGGCCGCAGACAAACAUGUCUGCUCUUCUGUGUGUCCUACUCCACCUGCUGUCUCACCAAGCUCUCCAGGGACUAUUUUGUUUUGAUUGUGGGCCGCAUCCUGGGGGGUCUGUCCACAUCCCUGCUCGCCACCACAUUUGAAGCCUGGUAUGUGCACAGGCAUUUAGAUGUCCAUGACUUUCCCAAAGAAUGGAUCCCCAGCACCUUUAAUAAAGUUGCUACCUGGAACCAUGGCCUGGCUGUGGGAGCAGGGCUUGUAGCUAACUUGCUGGCUGAGUGGCUUCACUUGGGACCAGUGGCUCCCUUUCUGCUGGCUGUGCCCUGUCUUGGCUGCUGUGGCUGGGUGGUACUAACAGACUGGGGUAAGGAGGAGGCUGAAAGAGGUCCUGAAGGAGAUAAACAGACUAUGAUACUUGGCGCUGCAAAUGGAGGUGUCAUUCGUUUAUCUGCUAAAGAGCGAUUUUCACGCAGCUGCCACGAGGGACUCCGUUGCCUGCUGUCAGACAAGAGAGUCCUGCUCUUAGGUGGCGUGCAGGCUCUGUUUGAAAGUGUCCUCUACAUAUUUGUCUUCCUAUGGACUCCGGUGCUGGACCCUCAUGGCCCCCCUUUGGGUAUAGUGUUCUCCUGCCUCAUGGCGGCCUCUAUGGUGGGCUCCCUGCUGUACCGCUUAGCCACUUCCACUCGUUAUCGUCUGCAGCCUGGUCAGGUGCUCUGUCUCGCCAUUCUGAUGGCCUUCUUCUCAUUUUUCAUGUUAACUUUUUCCACUGCGCCGGGCCAGCCGAGGCCUCACGAUUCCUUCCUGGCCUUCCUGCUGCUGGAGCUGGCGUGCGGCCUGUACUUCCCGGCAGUCAGCUUUCUGCAGGGAAGGGUGAUCCCAGAGGAGAAGCGUGCCGGCGUGCUGGCCUGGUUUCGGCUACCGCUGCACCUGCUGGCCUGCUUGGGACUACUGGCGCUCCACGGAGAAAUCUCAGGAACAGGAGGGGGAGAGGGCGGCGACGGCACCAGACACAUGUUCGGAGGCUGCGCCAUCAUGAUGCUGGCAGCUCUGAUGGCCGUCAUUAGUCUUUUCACCCUGAGCAGGAAUGACACUGAUCUGAGACUGGAGGGAUGCAGAGGGGAGGGGGAAAUGGAGUAAAGACUUGGGCCACACAUCAAUUUAAGAUUGCCUGAUUUAAAUAUGUCAUUUGGUCAGACUUGACUGGGAUAGACUUUAGUUCACAUUUGCCAAAUAAAGGAAAUCAACAAGGGUUGUCAGUAAAUUUAGUGUAGUUUCAGUUUUUAUGUUUGCUUGUUAUUACUUGGUUGGUUAUGUAUGAAUGUUAUGCACCCUUCGUGUUUCAGGAUGCUAUGGGAAAAUGGCCACACCUGGCUUCAUUUAUUAAACAAAUUCCUAAAAUGCUGCACAGCUUCUGAGUCUUUCUAGAAAUGAUUCCAGGUACUUAUACAUGGCUCCAAAAGUCCAUUCAUAGGACACAAUCAGUUAAACACAAUUCAAAACCUUCAUAAGGUUCAUCAGUACAGGCACUUUAUGGGAAAAAAAUGGAAAAGUUUUGUUUACAGAGGCUUGAAAGUAUAUCCAUAGAGCUAAAGAUAAUAUUGGCAAUCUAUAAUAGGUCACAUAACAUCAAAGGCAUGAUGUCAUGGCAUGAUCAUACAUGUUACUGUCUGAAUGGUGUAUUCAGAGUAAUACACAAAGAGGGUUUUUAUUUUUGUUGAUUUUAUGCAAGACAUUUUGUAUUUUGAGCUAAAUAGCUUACUUUAGGUCUGAAAAGGCUGCCAUACUCUGGGACUCAAUGGAGCCUACUUAUUAAUUAUGUGACUUCUGAAGACAA